This is a messenger RNA of Xiphias gladius (swordfish), 1509 nucleotides long. RefSeq names its product phytanoyl-CoA hydroxylase-interacting protein (gene phyhip). Gene Ontology annotation, molecular function: protein binding. The record is from RefSeq and is a predicted model, not a curated record. The coding region runs from base 93 to 1109 and encodes 338 amino acids. Lineage: Eukaryota; Metazoa; Chordata; Actinopteri; Istiophoriformes; Xiphiidae. Gene Ontology annotation, cellular component: cytoplasm. The transcript has 5 exons.
GCAGAGGAGGCAAGUAGAAAAGCAGAAAAAGAAGAUCAUACAAUUCAGCCCAGCUUUAAUCUCCUCCCAUCACAAAUUUGAGCCCCAUACGAAUGACAGAAAUGGAUGCCCCUCUCUCCACCCCAUGCAAUAUCCAGAUUUGUGAGGUGACCUGCGACUCCUUCCGCAUCAUGUGGGAUAUGACCCCCGAGGACACUGCCAGAGCCACACACUUCUUCAUUGACCUGAGCCGCAAAGAGAGCAAGGAUCCCAACCGCUUCAAACACAGGGAUGUGCCAACCAAGCUGGUGGCCAAGGCUGUGCCUCUCCCCAUGGCAGUUAGGGGACACUGGUUCCUCAGCCCACGGACAGAGUACUGUGUUGCUGUUCAAACUGCUGUCCGACAGCCAGACGGGGACUACCUGGUGUCAGAGUGGAGCCAGGUGGUGGAGUUCUGCACUGGAGACUAUGCCAUGGAACACUUACAGCAGCUUCUUGACAAGGCCAAGGGCUCUGCAGGGAGGCUGCUGAAAUUCUCUGUGUUUUAUCGCAACCAGCACCCAGACUACUUCGAAUACGUCAGGAAGGAAUGUGGAGGACUGAUGCGUUCAGCCCUGAAAGACAGCAGUGGGAGUCAUGGUUCUCCUAUCAACAGCAAACUGCAUGGAGUCUUCUUCAGCUGCAACACAGAGUUUGAUACAGGCCUCCCUCCCAAAGACUCCCCAUACGGCCCCUUGCGUUUCCAGAUCCCAGCUGGAUACAUGCUGAACUCCAACAUCUGCCUGUAUUUUGCAGACUUCUAUUGUAUGUACACAGCCUACCACUAUGUGGUGCUGGUGCUGGCCCCUGUCGGCUCGGAGGGAGAUACCUUCUGUCGCACCCGCCUCCCUAUGCUGGACUUGGCCUCCAACCCCUUCCUGACAUACACUCCCCCCCAGAGGCCGGGGGAAGAGCCUCUGUACUGCCAUGCCAGUGACGUCAUCCUUGAGGUGCUUUUUACAGAGCCGGUUCAUUUGGAUCAGGGCAGUGUGGCACAGAUCAGUGGGCACCACCAGCUUAUGAGUCUGACCACAGCCAAUGCCAAGAAAGACCCAAGCUGCAAAGUGUGCAACAUUAGUGUGGGACGCUGAGGGAGAUGCUGAUGUAAGACAGACCUGUGAGUGUGUGAGCCUGCAAUGCUGAAGUUCAUCAAGUGUAGGUCAGAACACAGUGGAAACAGCCCACCUCUCGGGGUGUGUGCAUGCUGCUUUCCCUCUUCCCUCCUGCCUGGACUAGAAUAGUGAUUAUUAGACUUUUACAAUGUGUAUCGCUCUUAUGCUGGACUACUAGUUUGAUGUGAUUUAUUUUAAAGAAAUUUGUGUUUGGUACAACCUGGAAGUUCAAAUGCUAGAAGCAUGCCCCUUUUAUAAGUCAGUGGUUUUAAACAUAAUGGAGCUCAUAACAAAUAUUCUGUUAUUUGUUUUUCUCAUGAUGCUCUGUCUAUGAAGUCACUGACAGAUGCCUUGUCUUCAAAAAAAAAAAAGACUUAAU